Molecule: messenger RNA, 594 nt
Organism: Ipomoea nil (Japanese morning glory)
Lineage: Eukaryota; Viridiplantae; Streptophyta; Magnoliopsida; Solanales; Convolvulaceae
Exons: 4
Coding region: 1-594 (197 amino acids)
Source: RefSeq, a predicted model, not a curated record
AUGAAUGAUGAGCUUCUGCGGCCUUUCAGGGCGGAGGAGGUUCGAGAUGCUAUCUUUGCCAUGUUCCCUGACAAAGCCCCUAGGGCGAACGGCAGAUUAAUAACUGACAACAUUUCGGUGGCAGCAAAGGUGGGUCAUUAUUUAUGCAAGAAAACUUAUGGGGAAGUAGGUUGGGAAACUUUAAAACUUGAUAUGGCGAAGGCUUAUGACAGGAUGGGGUGGGAAUUCCUUAGAUGUAUGCUGGUUGGUCUGGGUUUUGCUGAACGUUGGGUGAAUCUGAUUAUGUUGUGUGUGACGUUGGUUAGAUAUAACGUCAUGGUAAAUGGGGAUGUGGCUGGUGUGCAGACACAGGGUGGGGAGAGAAUUCAUGGGUGUAGAGUGGCACGUGGGGCUCCCCCCAUGGGAUUUAGGAACAUGAAGGAGGUUGAAAGGAGGGUGGUGGUGGGUCUGCUUAGCGUGGUACAAACAGAGUAUUUUGGUAAGUAUCUGGGUUUGCCUUCAGUGGUAGGGAGGAACAAACGAGCAGUAUUUACCUAUAUUGAGGAAAAGUUGGGUAACCGCAUUGGUUCCAGGAACAGGAGGUUUUUGUCAUGA